AUGUCAGAAGUCUCUGUGAUCCCAGCCCCGCCGGGCGUCACGGUCGACUUUGACCACCCGAGGCAGCAAAAGGUGCUGGAGCAUUACUUGCUCUUUGGUGUUGGUGGUACAAUUGCCUUCAUCGCCCUGUGCCAAAGAUUUUACACCAAAUUGUUCCUUUCCAAAGGGCUACAAGUUGACGAUGCUUUCAUGUUUCUGGGAUGGGGUGCCUCCGUAGUCACUCAAGCAAUGCUUGUUGCUUCUAUUGCUGAAGGUGGCAUGUGCGCCCAUGCUUGGGAGAUGCCAAUGUCAAGAUUCGUGCGCUACUCUAUCAAGUGGUUUAGGGUAGCAGUAUGGACGGGUAUCGCGGUCGUCUCGCUGUACACAGCAUGCAUCACUAUCCUGAUGCUGUUCCACUGCAACCCCGUCAGGAAAGCGUUCGACUUCACUAUCACCGGCGGAAAGUGCCUCGACGUUGGCAUUCUUUACAUGGCUACGGCUGUCUCUAACAUCAUCACCGAUGUCAUGUUGUUCAUUCUGCCGAUGCCUAUGAUCUUCAGCCUUCGCAUGAAGAUGGCAUCAAAGAUCGGCGCCGUUAUCAUCUUUGCCAUUGGAUCAAUAUUGACCUACCUGCCCCCACUGCUCGUCAGCGUAGAUCCGUCAUGGGAUGCUGCCCCUGCGAAUAUCUGGACUUUCGUUGAAGCCAACCUUUUUGUGAUUUGCGGCUCGAUGCCCACCCUACGAAAGUUCUUCAAGCAUUUCGCGCCAAAGCUCAUGGGCUCUUCGACGAACCCAUCAUCUUACGCAGUCGGCGGUUAUCGAAUGUCAUACGCGCAUCAAAGAUCAACGAAUGCCAUGAAAAGUCGACAAAGAAAACAAUACGAACAAUUUCCGGACGAGAACGAAAUGCAUACCUUCCACUCCGAUCGCAAGAGGGCGAACGAAGAAGACCCCGGCUUCUCGUCCGUAGUAGUCGCCGGUGGGAGGGAGAGCGCCGACGACAUGAGCGACAAGGCGAUUCUACAGACCAAAACCGUGACGAUACAGCGCGAUUGA
Molecule: messenger RNA, 1035 nt
Organism: Colletotrichum fioriniae
Lineage: Eukaryota; Fungi; Ascomycota; Sordariomycetes; Glomerellales; Glomerellaceae
Source: RefSeq, a predicted model, not a curated record